This is a messenger RNA of Mytilinidion resinicola, 1395 nucleotides long. RefSeq lists its product as uncharacterized. The record is from RefSeq and is a predicted model, not a curated record. The transcript is spliced from 5 exons. Gene Ontology annotation, cellular component: membrane. Bases 1 to 1395 code for a protein of 464 amino acids. NCBI's taxonomy places the organism in Eukaryota, Fungi, Ascomycota, Dothideomycetes, Mytilinidiales, Mytilinidiaceae.
AUGACUUCAAGUAGACCCACCACACAGAAUGGAGCGAGGUCUUCUCCAAGAAGUCCCCACCAGCAACUCCGGUCACUCUCCAGUCACGCCCACAGUCCCACGAGUCUUACGCAGAACACCUUCACCAACGGCACUGAUACCGCAGCCGAAGAAGCAGACUCAUACAUGGCAAUGAUCGACAAAGCCGUGGUGGGAGUUCCACCAGCCCAGCGCUCUACAUGCCCUCACCAUGGGCCCAUCCUAGGGUUGGGCCCUACCGUCGAGCAUUAUGAACAACAACCACACACUACUAUAGGGCGAUACAUGUCGGAGGGUGUAGGAGAACAGCACGCGCUCUUCGUAUGCCAGAAUGGUUCCACGCUCUCGAGCUUGAAGGGAUGUACUUGCGGUCAAGAACUGGAGGCGGCAUACCAGAAGUCUCGUAGCAAUACUCAAGGUGCCACUCAUUCUAUCACGCAACAAUCUCGGAACCUACCCACACACCGACUUCACGACCGCUUCCCCGGUUUCCAAGUCACACCAGCGAUGUACAAGCUCAAAGGCGGCGCAGUCCCGCUCCCACGCUGGAUCCUCGUAUUCCGCCUCUUGCAACUCAUCUUCGCCGUCCUAGUCAUCGCGUUGACGAGCUACUCCAUUUCUAUUAAUAAGGGCGGACCGCUCCGCCCCGGCAUCAUCGCCGUCCUCAUAAUCGCCAUCCUCACCAUCUUCCCCAUCCUGCUCUUCACCACCCCCCUGCAUCUCUCCCAACGCCGACUUUACGACCCUCGCAUCGCGCUGUUCGGGGAAGGGAUCGCGACAUUGUGGUGGCUGGGCGCGUUCGCGGCGCUGGCGACGUAUCAGCGUAUUUUCCACAACUACGCGUAUUUCUAUCAGAACUUCAAGCGGGAUGAGGGGGUGUUGGAGGAGCGGGCGGUUUAUUAUGAUGGGUGGAGAUGUGACGGGGGGCGUUGUCGGAGGGCGUGGAAGACGGGGACGGCGGCGACGGUGUUUGCGGCUUUUGAGUUUCUCCUCUUCUUCUUAACGACUGUGCUCUUCCUCUACUACUACCACGCCCACAUGGCUGGGGUUCCCGUAUCAGGGAUAUCCGGACACCACAAGGGUGGUCUUGAGGCUGGGGCGGUUGGCGCGGGUGUUGGUGCUGGAGCUGGUACGCAUCAUGAGAACCACGCUAUGAACGAAAUGCCUGCGACUACAGGCCCAACAGGCGUGGGUGCUGGUAAUGGCGUGACCGGUCACCACAACGGCCAAUCCAUGGGCCAAUACAACGGCCCAAGCGCUACUGGAACCAACGGCAGCGGUGUUGUUGGGAACGCUGGAGACUAUGGAAGACAUAGUGACAUACCGCAUCCGGAUCGUCCGCCACGUGAGGGCGCGUAUGGCGGGAUGCAGGAGUGA